AUUUUUCUAUAAUUACACAUUUUGCCCUUCAACCUCUCAACAACCUUCUUUUCUCUCUACUCCUCCUCCUUCCUGUUCCUCGGUCCACUGCGAUCUAAUGGCUUCCUCCAUCUCUUCCAAGUCAUUCUUAUCCGGUACUUUUUCUUCCUUCAAUUCGGAUGGCCGUCAGCUUUCCUCCGCCGUCGUUCAAAUCUCUGUUCGUCCCGGAGCUCCCAAGAGACUGCAGAUACGGGCAGCAGGUAGUACCUAUGGAAAUUAUUUUCGUGUGACAACAUACGGAGAAUCUCAUGGAGGAGGUGUUGGUUGCGUAAUUGAUGGAUGCCCUCCUCGUUUACCGCUAUCCGAAGCGGACAUGCAAGAGGAUCUUGACAGGAGGAGGCCAGGUCAGAGCCGAAUUACUACUCCCAGAAAAGAGACUGAUACGUGUAAAAUAUUUUCAGGAGUUUCUGAAGGAGUUACUACUGGAACGCCAAUUCAUGUAUUUGUUCCCAACACUGACCAAAGAGGACAUGAUUAUAGUGAGAUGUCAUUGGCUUAUAGACCGUCACAUGCAGAUGCAACCUAUGAUAUGAAGUACGGUGUCAGAUCAGUGCAGGGAGGUGGUAGAUCUUCGGCAAGGGAAACUAUAGGAAGAGUUGCUUCUGGUGCUGUUGCUAAGAAAAUCCUUAAGGAGUUUUCUGGAACUGAGGUACUUGCCUAUGUCUCUCAAGUUCACAAUGUUGUUCUCCCUGACGACCUAAUUGAUCAUGACACUCUGACACUUGAACAGAUAGAAAGUAACAUUGUCCGAUGCCCAGACCCAGAAUAUGCUGAGAAGAUGAUAGCUGCCGUUGAUGCUGUCCGGGUGAAAGGUGAUUCUGUUGGUGGAGUUGUAACAUGCAUCGUGAGGAAUUGUCCACGUGGUCUCGGUUCACCUGUAUUUGACAAACUUGAAGCUGAGCUGGCUAAAGCUGUUAUGUCAUUGCCGGCUACAAAGGGCUUCCAGUUUGGCAGUGGGUUUGCAGGUACUUUUUUGACUGGCAGCGAACACAAUGAUGAGUUUUAUGUAGAUCAGCAUGGAAAGAUGAGAACAAGAACCAACCGCUCUGGCGGGAUUCAGGGUGGAAUUUCCAAUGGCGAGAUCAUAAACAUGAGAAUAGCUUUCAAGCCAACUUCUACCAUUGGAAAAAAACAGCAUACAGUGACCAGAGAUAAGAAAGAAACGGAGCUAAUAGCUCGUGGUCGCCAUGAUCCUUGUGUUGUCCCAAGAGCUGUACCAAUGGUAGAAGCCAUGGUGGCUUUGGUUCUUGCGGAUCAGUUGAUGGCACAAUAUGCUCAAUGUAAUCUGUUUCCCGUCAACCCUGAGUUGCAAGAACCUUUAUUGCGCGCGUUAGAGCCAGAGCCUGCCGAAGUACCUUUUUGAAAGAUGACGGGGAAGUGUAUCAUAAAUUAAAUUUCAGUUCUGGUCAGUAGUAUUUAGUUUUGAAAGAAGUAGUUCUUUCAGUGGGAGACUUGCAAGUUCUCGGAAUUUUUCUUUCUCUGGAAAGUUCUACUUUUUUGGCAUUACAGCAACAGAUUUGUUUUUGGCUGUGUUAUAUGUCUUCAUAUGUUCAGUAUAUUGCUCAUUCAGGCCAUAAUAAACGAGUAGAAACAUGAUUGCUAAAUUUGUUAAGGAGCUUGUAAUUCGCUUGUGUUUGUAAUGGCUCUAAACAUGAUGUGAAAAAUUCGAUUUCAAUAUGCUCCUUUCCUAAUCUUC
Neltuma alba is the source of this 1735-nucleotide messenger RNA. Its product is annotated as chorismate synthase, chloroplastic-like. Gene Ontology annotation, biological process: aromatic amino acid biosynthetic process; chorismate biosynthetic process. Gene Ontology annotation, molecular function: chorismate synthase activity; FMN binding. Bases 98 to 1402 code for a protein of 434 amino acids. Lineage: Eukaryota; Viridiplantae; Streptophyta; Magnoliopsida; Fabales; Fabaceae. The transcript is spliced from 13 exons. Gene Ontology annotation, cellular component: cytosol. The record is from RefSeq and is a predicted model, not a curated record.